Molecule: messenger RNA, 1922 nt
Organism: Dromiciops gliroides (monito del monte)
Lineage: Eukaryota; Metazoa; Chordata; Mammalia; Microbiotheria; Microbiotheriidae
Gene: BORCS5
Product: BLOC-1 related complex subunit 5
Exons: 4
Coding region: 855-1442 (195 amino acids)
Biological process (GO): positive regulation of anterograde synaptic vesicle transport; lysosome localization; organelle transport along microtubule
Cellular component (GO): cytoplasmic side of lysosomal membrane; BORC complex; synaptic vesicle membrane
Source: RefSeq, a predicted model, not a curated record
AAGGCUGGACCACCCCAGUAGGGGAUGUUGCCCAUAGAAGAGCUGCACAACGUGGUUCCUGAGAACCAGUCGAGGUUCUGUGAUUUCUUCUCUCGGAAACCUAGCUCCUCUAUGUUCCACUUCCCUACACUUUCUGCCCAGCCAGCUUUUCACAAGAGUUCUUUGAGCUCUUUUCCCCAACCUCAAACGCUUUCUUGCUUCUGCUCUGAGCGAAAUCCUCCAGCUUGCUCCAGAGGUACUCUCUGGUGUGGGUCCUUUAAGAUGGCCCAGGAUCUCGGAGGCGGCUCUGGGCCUUUAAAGUGGCUCUUGUUGUUGAAGGUGGCCGUAGCCUUCUAAAGAGGCACUGGCCCUUUAAGGGAGCCCGGAUCCUUAGAGGCGGUGCCGGUCUUUUAAGGGGGCCCUGAUCUCUGCGUCCCUUUUACUUCUCAGCCUCCUCUGGUCUGCCGCAGCUCCUCCUUAAGCCGCCGGAACUGACCCGGUCCUGAAGCCGGUGCUGCCGCCUCUCAACCCGGAAGGAGCGAUCGAGCGAUCUAGCGAAAUCGGGCGCAUGCCCCUUCCUGGGCAGUCUUGGGGGGGUGGGUGUUCCCGUGCCCGCCUCCGCUCCUCCAUUGGCCGCCGCACCUUACUGAGGGUUGGGGGGAGGCGGGGGGCGGGACGCGCUGAAUCGUCUGUCUUAACCUGGGGGUGACCGGCGGCUCCGGCUUGUACCUCGCCUUUGGAAACUGGGAGUCCUUUUCUCCCGCCGCCCCCGCCUCGUCUGAGGGCGGGCCCGGCUCCCCGCUCGGCCCCGGGGAGCUCGGGCCCCGCCGCCCCCGCACGUGCCCGUAUCUGUCCUCCCAGCCUCUGAAGCCACCAUGGGGAAUGAACAGAGCGCCGAAGCCGAGAGCAGACCCCACGACCUGAGCGCCUCAGUGACUCCUCCCACCAAGCAGAAAGCCAAGAUGGAUGACAUCGUUGUAGUAGCCCAGGGAACCCAGGCUUCGCGGAGUAUCAGCAGUGAUCCGGACGUCAUCAAAUUACAAGAGAUUCCAACCUUCCAGCCCCUUUUGAAAGGGCUUUUGAGUGGCCAGACGUCUCCCACAAAUACUAAAUUAGAGAAGCUAGACUCUCAACAAGUUCUCCAGCUCUGUCUCCGAUAUCAAGAUCACCUUCAUCAAUGUGCAGAAGCUGUUUCCUUUGAUCAGAAUGCUUUGGUCAAACGAAUCAAAGAGAUGGACAUUACUGUGGAGACACUCUUUGGCUUCAUGCAGGAACGACAGAAAAGGUACUCAAAGUAUGCCGAACAGAUCCAGAAGGUUAAUGAAAUCUCCUCCAUUCUGCGCCGCAUACAAAUGGGCAUUGACCAGACUGUACCUCUGAUGGAGAGACUGAACAGCCUGCUUCCUGAGAAUGAGAGACUGGAGCCCUUUAGCAUGAAACCAGAUCGAGAGCUCAAGUCUUAGUUGUUUCCCACCCCCUUUUCCUAGGACUGACCAGUGAGAUUCUUCUCCGUGGAGGGAUAGAAACCACCAAUGCCCUGAGAAUAUUUGGAGCUGUUAUACCACUACCAGGCAAGACUUGGCUUUUUGUUUGGGUCUCCUGCUCUCCAUGAUGGGAAGAGAAGCAGUCCUGCUAGGCACAGGACUCCCCAAUCUGGAGUCAAGAGGAUUUUUUUCAUCUCACCAAUCUGAAAGUAUUGAAGGCCAACAUCAACAAUGUUGCUAAAACAUAAACCAUUUAGCUCUUCAAAGAACUCCGCCCUAGAAAUUCUUUGUUGCUGUUACUGUCGUCUUUGGGUGAAGCGUGUGCAGCCUAUUUCCAGAUAAGCUGGUCCAGUUAAAACAGGAAGAGAACUGGAGAGCUUAUUUCCAUGACUCUAGGUAUUUGUCAGUAAAUAACUGUUAAAAGACCUUUGGUUUAUAGGGUUAUAAAUGAAAAACUUA